AUGUCACAUUCAUGUUUAAACAAUGGUCAAUUCAUAAGAAAUACAACUCUCAAUAUAAGUUAUUGUCAAUGUAGUUCUUGUUAUCAAGGUGUGUACUGUGAAGAACUGAUUCCAUAUAAAGUACAAACAGAAUUUAAUACGAUGUGUAUUUAUUUGAUUAUAUAUUCCGUUGAAUUCUUCGUAUCAGUUAUAAAUAAUGUAUUAAGUCUUCAAGUAUUUCAAAGAACUAUUAUUGGAAAUGUACUAAGUGUAAUUGGUCAAGUUAUUCAAUGUUUCAAACCAUAUUUGUUUAUAAACAAUGAUGAAUUAUCUGAAACAUUUAAUUGUUCUUUGGAUAAAAUUAGUCAUCAAAUAAUAUUGUUUUCCGGUCUUUGGUUAAGCGCUUUCGUUGCACUUGAACAUGCUUUGAUCGUCUACUUUGAUUGUAGAUUAUAUGGAACACAAAGACGUUCAAUUAUUAUAUCAAUACUUGGUUUUUGUAUGACAAUUUCAACUGGUAUACCAAUGAUUAUUAAUCAAUGUAAAUGGAAUACAAAGUAUAGAACACUAAGUAAACGUAUAACAUCAGGUUUCUUUUAUACUGUCGCUGUUCUUGCUGGUGUUACGUAUUUUGUUGCAAUUUUAAUUGUUUUAAUUAAUUUUGCUUUGCGUGUAUAUCAUAUCAAUAAUCAAUCAAUACCAAGAACGAAAAUAUUUUUCAUACUAAUACAAAGACAUCUAUUCAUAUUUAUACCACCAAUUGUAUAUGGUCUUUGUGUUAUACCAUAUCCAAUAUGGUUUCCAUUCAAAGGUCGUACGCAAGCUUAUUUUCACUGUGGAAUAUCUACAGUAGAAUAUGUUUUUAAAAUCAUCGUACAAGCAUUACCAGACAUUCCUCCUGUUAUCACCUGGCUUAUUUUUGUAUAUCCAUCAAAUGUUUAUAUGACUGAUUUUUAUACAGAAACAUGGAUAGGAAGGAAGUUGUUAAGGUAUAUUAAUUAA
Messenger RNA from Adineta ricciae, 981 nucleotides. The record is from the annotation of a GenBank genome assembly. NCBI's taxonomy places the organism in Eukaryota, Metazoa, Rotifera, Eurotatoria, Adinetida, Adinetidae.